This is a messenger RNA of Meyerozyma guilliermondii ATCC 6260, 408 nucleotides long. It is a transcript of the gene RIM1, whose product is annotated as Rim1p. Bases 1 to 408 code for a protein of 135 amino acids. Gene Ontology annotation, cellular component: mitochondrial nucleoid. Gene Ontology annotation, biological process: positive regulation of helicase activity; mitochondrial DNA replication. The record is from RefSeq and is a predicted model, not a curated record. The transcript has a single exon. Gene Ontology annotation, molecular function: single-stranded DNA binding. Lineage: Eukaryota; Fungi; Ascomycota; Pichiomycetes; Serinales; Debaryomycetaceae.
AUGUUCAAAUCAUCAAUCUUAACAUCUGCUCGUUCUUUUUCGUCGUCAGCCACCAGAAAUGCGUUUGCCAAGAUGCAAUUGCUCGGAACAGUAGGCAGCGUCAAUACUCGUGAAACUAAAGAUGGUUUGCAAUUUAUCAACUACUCGUUGGCCGUUAACAGAUAUAGUCCAAGUGAAGCUGAUAACCGUACAACCGAUUGGUUCAAUAUUUCCGUGUUCAACGAGCGCCACAUUGAAUUUUUCAACAAUUAUUUGAAACCGGGAAUGCAAUUGUACGUUGAGUGCGAUGUUAGACAAAGGGUGUUGGAGGACGAGAAUGGUGAGAACCGCCAUCUGGUGACCAACUUGAGACAACUUAGCUACGAUGUAGUUCGGUUUGCCAAGAGAGAGGAAGAGUCCGAAUCGUGA